AUUUACCUGGUUAGUAGAAGUACAAGUGGCGUAGAAGUAUGAUAUUGCAGUAAGCAUAGCUGGUAACACAAUGGAAAAACAUUUAAACUGUAUAAAGUGCUUCGUUACGAUUUGUAUAAUAGCAGGUUUUGUGGUGAUCUCAACGCAAGAAAAUACGCCAUGCCAACUGCGAAUGUACAAAAAAGGUUUUGUUUGCAUUUGCAAUGCCACCUAUUGUGACUACUUGGAUGAUCCAACACCAAAUAAUGAGAGCGAAUUCGUUGUAGUAUCCACGUCGAAGGCUGGUCUACGCUUUGAAACUACGAGUGGUCUGAUUAAUGCUUCCGAAAGUUUACGCAUUGCAGAUUAUGAUGACCGCAAUGAUACCGCUAAACACGCGUUCUGGGAUACAGUGGCAUUUGAAAAAG
Molecule: messenger RNA, 407 nt
Organism: Rhagoletis zephyria (snowberry fruit fly)
Lineage: Eukaryota; Metazoa; Arthropoda; Insecta; Diptera; Tephritidae
Source: RefSeq, a predicted model, not a curated record